Molecule: messenger RNA, 2070 nt
Organism: Cucurbita pepo subsp. pepo (vegetable marrow)
Lineage: Eukaryota; Viridiplantae; Streptophyta; Magnoliopsida; Cucurbitales; Cucurbitaceae
Product: citrate synthase, glyoxysomal
Biological process (GO): carbohydrate metabolic process; tricarboxylic acid cycle
Cellular component (GO): mitochondrial matrix
Source: RefSeq, a predicted model, not a curated record
AGUUGCAAAGAACCUUCUGACAUCUUUAAAAUGCGAGUCAAAGGAGGAAGACGAAGUUUGUUAGCGAAAGAGACCAAAAGGAUUUUACAGAAAGGGGAAGUAAGCUAUCAGAGAAGCUACGUACGAACUUUUGAAGGCUCGUUGGAUUACUUGCCUUCUUGUUCAGCUGUGAUCCUCACUCGUUUAGAUUCCCAAUUCCGUCGAUCGGGAACGGAAACAGAUGUCCUCCGACAUGGAAUCGUCGUCGGCGAUCGUUGCUCGUAGUCGCUUGGCUAUUCUGGCAGCGCACCUGAGCGCUGCUGCCACCUUUGAACCGCCGGAGAUGGCUUCGUCCCUCGUGGCUCAUUGCGUGUCAACUCGGACUACGGUUCCGCCGCCUGAAAUGUUGAAGGGUUCUUUGACGGUCGUUGAUGAGAGGACUGGGAAGAGGUACCAGAUCCAGAUAUCUGAAGAUGGCACAAUAAAGGCCAAUGACUUGAAGAAGAUAACUACAGGACCAAAUGACAAGGGGCUUAAGCUGUAUGAUCCCGGCUAUCUCAACACUGCUCCGGUUCGGUCAUCGAUCAGUUAUAUCGAUGGCGACGAGGGAAUUCUUAGGUACAGAGGCUACCCGAUCGAGGAACUGGCCGAGAGUAGUACCUUUGUGGAAGUUGCAUACCUCUUGAUGUAUGGGAAUUUGCCUUCUCAGAGUCAGUUGGAAGACUGGGAAUUUACUAUUUCUCAGCAUUCGGCCGUACCACAGGGACUUUUGGAUAUCAUUCAAUCAAUGCCUCAUGAUGCACAUCCCAUGGGUGUUCUUGUUAGUGCAAUGAGCGCGCUAUCUAUCUUUCAUCCAGAUGCCAACCCUGCCCUUAGAGGACAAGAUCUUUACAAGUCUAAGCAAGUGAGAGACAAACAAAUAGCACGAGUUAUAGGGAAGGCUCCCACCAUUGCAGCAGCAGCUUAUCUUAGACUGGCUGGAAGACCUCCAGUUCUUCCUUCCAGCAACCUUUCUUAUUCGGAGAAUUUUCUGUACAUGCUUGAUUCUUUGGGUAAUACGUCUUAUAAACCGAACCCUCGGCUAGCUCGAGUCAUAGACAUUCUAUUCAUCCUUCAUGCAGAACAUGAAAUGAACUGCUCUACAUCUGCUGCUCGUCAUCUAGCAUCAAGUGGUGUUGAUGUGUUCACUGCUCUUUCUGGAGCUGUCGGAGCACUGUAUGGCCCUCUUCAUGGUGGGGCCAAUGAGGCUGUGCUUAAAAUGUUGAGUGAGAUUGGAACUGUUGAGAACAUUCCAGGAUUCAUCGAGGGUGUUAAAAACAGGAAAAGGAAGAUGUCAGGCUUUGGGCAUAGGGUGUACAAGAACUAUGAUCCUAGAGCUAAGGUCAUAAGAAAACUUGCGGAAGAAGUAUUUUCCAUUGUCGGUCGGGACCCUCUCAUCGAGGUGGCUGUUGCUCUGGAGAAGACUGCUCUUUCAGAUGAGUAUUUUGUGAAGAGGAAGUUAUAUCCAAAUGUUGACUUUUACUCUGGAUUAAUAUAUAGGGCUAUGGGAUUUCCACCUGAGUUUUUCACAGUGCUGUUUGCAAUCCCUCGAAUGGCUGGAUACUUAGCACAUUGGCGAGAAUCCCUGGAUGAUCCUGACACUAAGAUAAUUAGACCCCAGCAGGUCUACACCGGGGAAUGGCUGCGUCAUUAUAUUCCACCCAAAGAACGUCUCCUACCAGCCAAAGCAGACAGGCUCGCUCAGGUUUCGGUUUCGAACGCGUCCAAGCGCCGACUGUCUGGAUCAGGGAUCUAGGCUAUUUGGAGAGAAUAAAACGAUGCAAGAUUCGCAAGGAAAACAAAACUUGUUGGUUGGUCCAAGCACUGCCUGAAUCUGAUGAACAAUGUUGGAUAGUAGAAUGUUAGAGAUAUAGAAGACAGAUAUUUCACAAAGAAUUAAGUUUCUUGUUUUACUGGGAUGGUGCAAUUGUUGUAACUUCCACUUCCAGCAGUUUGGAAGAACUUGUGUUGUACCCUUAUUAUAUUCUUCCUCAUUGUAAGAUGAAAAAAUGGGUUCUAAAAGCUCAUAUCCAAACCUCUCUUCUCAUACCC